AACUUAUAACUUAUCGAAAGGUUUUUUGGUUAAAGUCAUGGCAUCCCAAUUACUUCGGUUAGGAUUUGGCAUUAGUAGAUCAUUUUCUACAUCUUCAUCAUGUAUGAACAUCAGAGUUCAUUUACCUGGCUCCGUGGUUACCACUAUUGCCUCCCACAAGCUUGAAAAAGAUAAGACAAGUCGAAAAGACAGAAAAGUUGAGGUCGAAGACACAAAAACUCAGGCGGUCCAACUCCGGAUCACAGAUGCCACUGCGCAUGAUGUUUCCGUGGUAACAGGAGCUCCGGAAGAGCACGCUGUAACCCGUAAAGUGAGGAUCUUCCGCCCUGCAAAGAACGCCAUGCAGUCCGGAAACGUAAACACCAAGAAAUGGAAAGUGGAACCAGAAACUCGUGAGCGGUGGGAAAACCCAACGAUGGGUUGGUCAUCUUCUGCUGAUCCUCUUUCCAAUAUCUCCAUGGCUCUCUCCUUCAACUCCAAAGAUGAUGCAAUCAGCUUUGUCGAGAGGCAAGGUUGGAGUUGGUUUGUAGACGAAGCAAAGGAGAAGAAAAUGCAGCCAAAGUCGUAUGCUGCGAACUUUUCCUGGGACAAACGCACCCGAAGAGCCAUGAAAUAAUUUUGUUGUUAUUUUCUCUUUGACUAUAAAAAUCUUUAUUGUUUGGAAUAUUUAAUGCUUUUCUUUUACUGGUUGAGACAGAAUUUACUUUACAAGUUAGCAGAAAUCCUAAUAUUUGAUUUUCCCCGAAAUAUUGGUUCUAAAUUGUUGAUUUUUAUUCAUUGGUCAAAUUGUAAAUUUAGCUCACUGAUAUUCACUACCACAAAUUUUCAUUGUAUCAACUGUAUUAG
Ciona intestinalis (vase tunicate) is the source of this 846-nucleotide messenger RNA. The record is from RefSeq and is a predicted model, not a curated record. NCBI's taxonomy places the organism in Eukaryota, Metazoa, Chordata, Ascidiacea, Phlebobranchia, Cionidae.